Molecule: messenger RNA, 3614 nt
Organism: Psammomys obesus (fat sand rat)
Lineage: Eukaryota; Metazoa; Chordata; Mammalia; Rodentia; Muridae
Gene: Pi4k2a
Product: phosphatidylinositol 4-kinase type 2 alpha
Exons: 9
Coding region: 59-1495 (478 amino acids)
Biological process (GO): Golgi organization; phosphatidylinositol phosphate biosynthetic process; endosome organization
Cellular component (GO): trans-Golgi network; lysosomal membrane; plasma membrane
Molecular function (GO): 1-phosphatidylinositol 4-kinase activity
Source: RefSeq, a predicted model, not a curated record
CGCGUCCGCGAGGCGCUGGUGUGGAGCGCGCCGGGUCCCCGAGCCGGCGGCCUGAGGGAUGGACGAGACGAGCCCGCUAGUGUCCCCCGAGCGGGCCCAACCCCCGGAGUACACCUUCCCGUCGUGCUCCGGAGCUCACUUUCCGCAGGUACCGGGGGGCGCGGUCCGCGUGGCGGCGGCCGGCUGCGGCCCGUCUCCGCCGUGCUCGCCCGGCCACGACCGGGAGCGGCAGCCCCUGCUGGACCGGGCCCGGUGCGCGACGGCGCAGGGCCAGACACACACGGUGGCGGCGCAGGCCCAGGCUCUGGCUGCCCAGGCGGUCGCGGCGGCGCAUGCGGUUCAGACCCACCGCGAGCGGAACGAGUUCCCGGAGGACCCCGAGUUCGAGGUGGUGGUGCGGCAGGCCGAGGUGGCCAUCGAGUGCUGCAUCUAUCCCGAGCGCAUCUACCAGGGCUCCAGCGGAAGCUACUUCGUCAAGGACUCUCAGGGGAAGAUUGUUGCUGUCUUCAAACCCAAGAAUGAAGAGCCAUAUGGGCACCUUAAUCCUAAAUGGACCAAAUGGCUACAGAAGUUGUGUUGUCCAUGCUGCUUCGGCCGUGACUGCCUUGUCCUCAACCAGGGCUAUCUCUCAGAGGCAGGGGCUAGCCUGGUGGACCAGAAACUGGAGCUCAACAUUGUACCCCGUACAAAGGUAGUAUAUCUUGCCAGUGAAACCUUCAACUACAGUGCCAUUGACCGAGUAAAGUCCAGGGGCAAGCGACUUGCACUAGAGAAAGUGCCAAAAGUUGGGCAGCGGUUUAACCGCAUUGGACUACCACCAAAGGUCGGGUCAUUCCAGCUCUUUGUUGAAGGCUACAAAGAUGCAGACUAUUGGCUGCGGCGUUUUGAAGCAGAACCUCUCCCUGAGAACACUAACCGACAACUCCUACUGCAGUUUGAGCGGUUGGUGGUGCUGGACUACAUCAUCCGCAACACUGACCGAGGCAAUGACAAUUGGCUGAUCAAGUAUGACUGUCCAAUGGAUAGUUCCAGUUGUCGGGACACAGACUGGGUGGUGGUGAAGGAGCCUGUUAUCAAGGUGGCUGCCAUCGACAAUGGGCUGGCUUUCCCAUUGAAGCAUCCUGACUCCUGGAGGGCAUAUCCUUUUUACUGGGCCUGGUUGCCUCAGGCGAAAGUCCCAUUCUCUCAGGAGAUCAAAGAUUUGAUUCUUCCAAAGAUUUCAGACCCUAACUUCGUCAAGGAUUUGGAGGAGGACCUAUAUGAACUCUUCAAGAAAGAUCCUGGUUUUGACAGGGGCCAGUUCCAUAAGCAGAUUGCUGUCAUGAGAGGCCAGAUCCUAAAUUUGACCCAGGCCCUAAAAGACAAUAAGAGUCCCCUGCACCUUGUCCAGAUGCCACCCGUGAUUGUCGAGACGGCCCGUUCUCAUCAGCGGUCUGCAAGUGAAUCCUACACACAGAGCUUUCAGAGUCGGAAGCCCUUCUUUUCAUGGUGGUAGCCCUAGAAGCAAGCAGAAGAAAUCCUGCAGGUGACAGGCUGGGAGGAAGCCUGGAAACCCAGGUUCAAGGAAGCCAGAGAAGCUGGUACACAGCAGAGCCUUUCAGAGCCCUUCCUCUCUGCUUGCCGCCUCCCUCAGGGCUUUCCUACCCACAGGGAGAAGCACAAUCAGGUACAAGAGUGCUCCUGGACCUCCAGAGUGUUAGGAAGGCUGGUGUCCAGGCAAGGAGCCCAGGCUUGAGGAGGAGCAACUUCCUCCCAGUAUUUGGUGGCAGGUUGGGAAAGUCCCAUUUCCCUGACAGCCCUCUCCAUCCAGUUUCCUAUUAUAUUCUGCAUCAGAAAGAAACAAAAAACCCCAGCAGAAUAAAAUUUAAAUGCUGUAGGAAAACCCAGAUUAGACCCUCUCACAUCAGAACCCCUUAAUGUAGAAUCUAAAUUUGCUUAGACGCUCUGAUACUCCCAUGAACUGAGCUGUGUCAGAGGCCCAUCACUGGCCCACAGACAGAAGCCAUUCCUUUCUGGUUUUGCCAAACUGGUCCUUCUCUUGCCACACUGGUAUUGACAUGUGGCAAUGAGCAGGCUUUUGCUCUCUCAGAAUCUCUGCAUACAGUCUUUCUGUUCUCUGCCCUGCUGCAGCUUGCCCAGCACUCAGCUGAAGCAGGAGAGGCUAGCUUUGGCAGUUCUGUUCUGCUAGAAUGUGUAGCAUGUGGAGGUAACUGACUUAGCCUAAGUGUAUUCUGGGUGCUAGGAGUGCUCCAGGGGAGCCUGGCACAGCCUCAUUCCUGGGCCCUUAGUCUCCAUCCUUUCCUACAUGGUUUCUGUUGUUUCCACCAUUUUUCCCAAUUUUUAAAUGAGUUCAGUUUGGGUUCUGGGGUGGCUUUCAGCAGGGGUUGUGGGUCAGUCAGUUUACAAAGGGCGAGGACAGCAUCUUCUUGUGUUACCACUGCUGCCUGGAAAGCAAUAGGACCUGUGUUCUGCCUCCUAACUGGCAGUGCCCCUUGGCUCCCUGCCUUCUUGUCCUGGGCUGGUUUCUCCUCAGCUUCUUGGAGAGAGGCCUUCAAACAGUCCCCCAGUGCCUGCCCAGCUCAGUGUGCAUCUUCCUGCUUCCAGAUGCUUCCAUGUGUCUUCUCCUUUGCCAGGUGUUUGAACCCUUUCUACACCAAAGCAAAGAAUUAGCUUCAGGAGGGAGUAAAAAGGGGGACAUCUGUGGCUGAGUAGGCAGCAGUGUUCACACCCUGUGCUGUGGACCCUUGAGGGUUCUCACAAUCUACAAUUGGUCAGUCAGCCUUGGAAAGAAAUUGUCUUGAAGGCUUAAAAAAAACCAAAGAAAGGGAAUGAGGACCACAGACAGCUAUGUGUCUCACCAGCCUGCCUGGUUCCCACCAUCCAGGAGGCAGGGCAGAGGCACACAGCCCUCCCAUCAGCUGGAGCCGGCUGCUCCCCGUCCAUUCCAGCCCAGGAGCCAGCUUGCUAUGGGCUUCCACUCAGCCUACACAAAUUUCUGAGCACUGGAUAUGCAUGCCCUAUGGACAGAGGCCCUGUCUUUUGCCCCAUCCUGACAAUCCCAUCCAGCCCUUGGACUCUGGCCUCAGAAACCAUGUUUGGGAGAAUUCCUGCCUCCUCAUCACGGGAGCCAGCAGGGGUUCAGGUAUGUGACAUUCUUCACAGACAUCUUCUUACCAGCCUGUUGGUGAGAUGCCCUCACUGGGGUGCUGGAGAGGGCCAGCGGUGCCUGGAGAGAACCAAGGGCUUCACCAGGCUCUGUGUACUGUCCUGCUCCAUCCAGAUCAGCUCUGCCAUCAGAAGGAAAUUGGGUCCAAUGUAAGAGGCAGCCAGUGCCAGGCCUGGUGGGCAAGGGUGCAGGCGUCCUUCCCUGCCUCUCUCCCUUGAAGCCUGUACUCAGGUUGCCUUGAAUGUGGACUUUGGGAGUGCCGGGAGCCCAGAGUGUCAGGUACUUCCAGAACAGCCGUCCCUCUGCCAACCUUAGGCCCAUCCCCUAUAUCUAGGAAUGGAAGCUGGUUGGCGAGCGCUGCUGCCCCAAUUCUUCUAAUGCACUGUAGAAAUUGUAUGUAUUGUAUUUAAAUCAAUGCAAAUGUAUGAAUAACAAAUCCAGUUCUGAC